AUGACUCGAAAUGACAUUGAUGAGAGGAAGGAGAGUGCCUCAAGGAAGCGUCUUGCGAGUGCUAUUGUAUCUCCAAUUGGCACCUCUCAUGUGCAUGAGGGGAACAUCACCAUUCGAGCUAAAGGAGCCUUGAAUGAUAUGGAAAACGUGGAGCAGUCUGAAGGUGGGAUGCUGGAGUGCGAUGGUCAAGAAUUUGAUUUAUUGGGGGAAGAACUCAAGGAAAUGGUGGAGACUCACGUCCGACCACCACGAGCUAUCUCCGACAAACCCAUCUCAACCCAUCUCCAAAGUCUCUCUCGCUGUGAGGUAACUGUUUCUUUGACGUUUACUUCAAUGGAUUGGUCUUGUAUGCUUCAAGUGAUGAAGGUCAACAGGUCUCAGGCUCUCUCAUAUGAGACUCUCUCAAAGCUUAGACCCUCUCAAAGCUCAGGUCUCAGGUCUCAGGCUCUCUCAUAUGAUACUCUCUCAAAGCUUAGACCCUCUCAAAUCUCAGGUGGUUCGGAAGGUGUAUUUGCGGAAAAGACUCUAGAGAUCGCAGAUGAUAUACUCCAGACUUACAAAAACCAAGGUGGGUAUGAUUUGCUGCGAAAAACCAAGGAUAAGAUCAGAACCACUGAGCAGGUUAAUGCUGCACUCAAAGCUUGCACUGAUUUGAAGCUAGAUGGCCUUGUUAUCAUUGGAGGUGUGACAUCAAACACCGAUGCUGCUCACCAUGCUGGUUUUUUCGCUGAAGCAAAGUGCUCAACAAAGAUCUUCGAGACAAACACUUCUUCAGUGACCACCCUGUUCCUAUACCUAUUACCAAUGGCUCAGGACGGCAAAUCAGUAAUAUUUGCCAUGCUCCAGCAGCCAAGCAAACUUGGGUUGAGAAUCGAUCGAGGUAGUUAA
Messenger RNA from Eruca vesicaria subsp. sativa (arugula), 888 nucleotides. Lineage: Eukaryota; Viridiplantae; Streptophyta; Magnoliopsida; Brassicales; Brassicaceae. The record is from the annotation of a GenBank genome assembly.